AUGUAUACACACACGCACACAGAUAUCGAUGUACGGGCGAGUUUGUGGGAUCUGUGCAAUAAAUAUUACCGACCCAAUCUGAUGAAGUUGACUAUGGUGAGUUGCGAUUCCCUGGACACCAUGCAAGCCAUGGUGGAAGCUCACUUCAGCGAUCUAGUGCCCACGGCCAAUGAAAGGCCCGAUUUGAUCAAAAUGGCGGGUGGAGACGGCAAUAGACACGCAGCGUUCUCGAAA
Messenger RNA from Sphaeroforma arctica JP610, 234 nucleotides. RefSeq lists its product as hypothetical. Lineage: Eukaryota; Ichthyosporea; Ichthyophonida. The annotation marks the transcript as partial. Gene Ontology annotation, molecular function: metal ion binding. The record is from RefSeq and is a predicted model, not a curated record. The transcript has a single exon.